AGCACGCAUAAUAGCUUCACAGCUUCCGAUCCUCACUUUAUCUCUCUUAUCUCACCUUUCCAGCUUUCCUCUUUCUAUUCGUUUUCUGCACCCAUGAGUUCCAACUCCACUACCACAAAUAACAGCAGCUCUGGCACCCAGAGCACUCUCUCUGUCGAUGCUGGAGACUCCAAUCUCAUCACUAUCAACCCUGCUGCUCAGCUUUCUUUGAAGCUCACGACGACCAACUUUCCCUCCUGGAGAGCCCAAAUCUUCACUCUUCUCAUGGGGCUCGAUUUUCUUGGUUAUCCCGAUGGCACUCUUGCUGCCCCAUCCAAAACUAUUGGUGACGCUCCCAACCCAGCUUACAAUCCAUGGUUUCGUCCGGAUAAGUUGCUCCUCCAUGCUAUUUUUGCCUUUGUUUCAGAAUCUAUUUUAUCUUAUAUUGUUGUUGUUGUCACCGCAAACGAGGCAUGGGUUAUCUUGGAGAAGAUGUUUGCUAAUAGAUUUCGUUCUCGACUGAUGAUGCAAAAGAAUGAUCAGAGUGUUGCGACCAAUCUUCAGAAGAUAAAGAAUCUCGCGGCAGAACUUUCUUUGGUUCAGUGUCCUGUUCCUGAAGAAGAUCUUGUUAUCCAUGUUCUUCGUGGCUUGGGUCCAGAAUACAAGGAAUUUUUCAGCUGCCAUUAGAGCUCGUGAUUCCUCCAUUAAUAUUAAAGAUCUCCAUGACAAGAUGCUGGAAUUUGAAGCUGAUAUUGCCACUAUUCGUCCUCGCUCUACUGCAUCUCCGACCACUACGCACAAUACUCAGCGCAAUCAUCGUGUUAUCGACGUUGGCCGUGGACGUCGAGACAAUAGGGACAGCCGCAGCCUUCUUCCUUCGCCUGUUCUUGCGCCACUUCCCUCUCCGGCUGACAAUAGUCGUUGCUCUCGGUCUUUCCUUAUCUGCCAAUUCUGUGACAAACCUGGUCAUACCGCCAAGAAGUGUUUCCGUAUCAAUCCUCAACCAUGUCAAGCUCAUUAUACUGUUGUUCCUGCCGCUCCACCACCUCCUCCAUCAUCUUGGCUAGUUGACAGUGCUUCCACCAAUCAUGUCACCUCUGAUCUUGGCGAUUUGGCGCUCUAUUCUGACUAGCGCAGCCCAGACAAGAUCCUCGUUGGUGAUGGACAAGGAUCUAAGCACGGGGGCUACACUUCUGAAAGGCCGGAAUAAAGGAAACGUUUAUGAGUUGUCGAGGGAUCUUCGAGAGAUGCGUCUCGCCCUUGUCUCAACUCGUGUCACUCCCAACUUAUGGCAUCGUCGACUUGGCCAUGCUAAUUCCAAGACACUCUCUCAACUCCUUCAUUCUCAUGUUUUACCUUUUCAAUCCAUCCAGUUGGUUUCUCCUUGCAAUUCUUGUUUUAUCCACAAGAGUCAUAAAUUCUCGUUUCAUAUUUCUAGCUUAACUAGUAGUCGGCCUCUCGAUCUCUUGUAUUCCGAUGUUUGGGGUUCUGCCCCUAUUAUUUCUAUGGAAAGAUUUUCUUAUUA
Messenger RNA from Linum tenue, 1504 nucleotides. The record is from the annotation of a GenBank genome assembly. NCBI's taxonomy places the organism in Eukaryota, Viridiplantae, Streptophyta, Magnoliopsida, Malpighiales, Linaceae.